Molecule: messenger RNA, 1461 nt
Organism: Trichoderma reesei QM6a
Lineage: Eukaryota; Fungi; Ascomycota; Sordariomycetes; Hypocreales; Hypocreaceae
Exons: 4
Coding region: 1-1461 (486 amino acids)
Biological process (GO): proteolysis
Molecular function (GO): serine-type exopeptidase activity; dipeptidyl-peptidase activity
Source: RefSeq, a predicted model, not a curated record
AUGCGGUUGCUCAGUGCAGAACUCUGGUUUCCAGCAUUGCUUGCUCUCCAAGCCAAUGUGGUCAAGGCCCAAGCCAAUUCACCCAACUGCACAACCAAGACUGAAUUCUUCACGCAGCUGGUUGAGCAUAACUCGACUGCGAACGGUACUUUCCAACAACAGUAUCAGAUACUCAAACCUCACUUCAAGCCUGGAGGUCCUAUCUUCUACUAUCAGCAAACAGAAACUGGAACGUUUGCGUGUUUGGUAUACAUAUCAGAAAGUCCCCAGUCAUGUACAUGUCCUGAUCUGUUACAGGAGAGAACCAAUUAUCCAGCAUGGGCCGAUGAGAUUGGAGGCAUGGUGAUUAGCCUCGAGCACCGUUUCUUCGGCCUCAGCGAUGCAUCAAACGCCACAGAUCCCAUCGAAAAGUACAAGUCCCUGACUCUUGAGAAUGUCAUGCUGGAUGCCGUGACGUUCAUCAGCCAUAUCAAGCAUACUAUUCCUGGUGCCAAAGACAGCAAGGUCAUCGUAUCCGGCGGCUCAUAUGGUGGCUUCCUGACGACGGUUCUCAAGAUGAACUAUCCUGAAGUGUUUUAUGGAGCGGUGCCGUACGCUCCGCCUCUCCGAUCGAUUGGAGCAAAUUACCAGAACCCGAGGCGAUACGAUUGGUUCAACUGGGUCUACUGGGAUCUAUCUGCGGCGGCGGCUAGCAAAAUGAGGGACGCUUUCACUUGGCUUGCACAGCGUUUCGAGAACCUGGGCGAGGUAGAAGACAUUGCGAAAGACCUCAAUCUCUGCACCGUCCCAAAGACAGCAGCGGAUCUUCGGCUUGUGAUGGGAGUCAUUGCCACCAACGCAGAGCUGAUUCCCCUGCUCAGCUACAGCAGCCCAGACGCAAAUCCCUACGGUGCUACGCCUCAGAAACUGGUCAACAUAACACUCAGGGCAAAGGAACCAAUCGACAUUGUCAAUGCCACUCUGACCUUGCGGAACCCGCCAAACCUGGUUCCUUGCAUCGCCUGGGACACGGAUCAAUCUGCGGAAGCAAGUCUGCAGAAAGCCCCUUUCAACUACCUUACGUGCAAUUACUUUCCCUUGAUUGUAAACGAGAUUGCCGAAGGCAACAUCUUACCCCCGACAUCUGCUCAAACAGAAACGGAUCCCAUGACCUGCGAGACACUGUACGGACUUGUCCCCCCAACGCAGGCGGAAGUUGAGGCAAAGUGGCACAUAUCACGAGCGGAUCUGAUCCAAGCGCCUCGCAUCAUAUUUGCCUAUGCGGAGAACGAUCCCACCAGUGGUGUUGGCAUCCAUCCAUUUCCUCCGUCGCCAGACCGCAACGCGUCUCGAUGGAUGAUGACCAGCCUUGCUGCGCAUGGCGAGGAGUCUAUUGCGUCUUUCGCGGGCGAUAAACCCAGUGUCGUCCAUGCAAGACGUGUACAGUUGGAAACGAUCAAGGAGUGGCUCGGGCUCUACUGA